UGUUGACGUGGACUUGAUACCAGUAAUGUUGGUGCUCACUGGUCCGAGCUUGUCGCUGUCAAUGCCGUAGUACCUCACUAUGGGUGUCAGAAACGCGGGGCCUAGUGGGGGCUUGAUCUUACUCCACCACCGCCAUGUAUGCCACUCAACAGCGGCCAGUAUCACAGUUCUCUCAGAACCCUUCGUUACCAACAAAUGAUUAUCAGCAGAGCCCAAUGAAGUCAAGAUCAGGGCCUUCACCCAUGUUUAACGAACAUCAGUAUGACGAGGGUGAUGGACCUGUAGGUUACCAUGAUGGGGGUUAUAUGUCGGCUCAGCACCAGGACGACGAUUUCUUUAGUGGAGAUGCCAAUGGAACUACAAAUGCUCAAUAUUACGCCGAUAACUCCUACUCGCGUUCAGCAGCGACACAGUCCGUUCGCGCGCCAUCUCCUCCUCCAGGCCCCAUUCUCGACCAUUCUCAUUUACGACCGGGAAACCAAGCCUCGCUACUAUCACAUGAACGAACUCUAGAACUCUACCGAGCUAAUGCCAAAAAGACGCAGGAUCCGGAUCUCCAGUUCGAGUUUGCGGUGUUCAUGAUCGACGCCUCAAAAUCGCUCCCAAUCCCCGAAGAACGAGAAGGGAAUUUACUACAAGUGGAGAAGGCUAUAGAGAAACGAGAGGACUUCAUCCGGGAAGCGAUGGGGCUGUUGAAACGACUUGCAGAUAGGGGGCAUCCUUCAUCACAGUACUUCCUUGCCGAUUGUUACGCCAAUGGCAUCGGGACGACGAGGAACAAGCAGGACUUUGAUCGCGCGUACCCGUUAUUUGUUCUUGCCGCCAAGCAUGGUCAUACAGAUGCAGCUUACCGUGCUGGUACAUGUUGCGAAAAUGGCUGGGGUUGUCGACGAGAAUCCGCGAAAGCGCUGCAAUUUUUCCGGAAAGCAGCUGCCGCUUCACAUCCUGGAUCUAUGUACCGAUUGGGCAUAGCGGAGCUGAACGGGGAGCUGGGACUAUCGAAGAGACCUAAGGAGGGCGUUAAAUGGUUGAAGAGGAGUGCAGAGCAUGCGACAGCCGAGUUUCCUCAUGCGCUGCACGAGUUGGCUCUCCUCCAUGAGCGAGGGAUAAAUGAUGUUGUUUUUGUGGACUACGAGUACUCGACAGAAUUAUUGGCUCAAGCGGCUGAGUUGGGAUAUGCCCCGAGUGCGUAUCGGUUAGGUGAAUGCUAUGAGUACGGUAAGAUGGGUUGUCCACAGGAUCCAGCCCUAUCAAUACACUACUAUAACAUCGCUGCCCAACAGAGCCAUCGUGAUGCAUGCUUCGCACUGACCGCGUGGUAUCUUGUUGGUUCACCAGGCGUGCUACCUCAGUCCGACACUGAAGCGUUUCUCUGGGCACAGAAAGCAGCAGAGGCCGGUCUCGUUAAGGCCAUGUACGCGGUUGGCUACUUUUCGGAAGUCGGGAUAGGAACACCUGCUGAUAUGCCUGAGGCGAUAAAGUGGUACAAGCGUGCCGCUGAGCAGGGUGACAAGCGCGCCAUUCAGCGUCUGAAGGGAUCACAAACACAAGCCAUGAGGCAACCUGGAGGACCUGGUUCGGUUCUGCAUCGUGACAGUUCUGGAGAUGGCGGAGAUGGUAAAAACAAAGAUAAAGACUGUGUCAUCAUGUAGGAAAGUUAAUGGGACUGCAGCACCUAGACGUCUCCACUUUUUCGUAUUAAUUUCCUAUUCGACAUUCCGUCUACCUUGGGAAUGAACACUCACUCGCUAUAUAUUAGCUAUAAUUUAGUAUAUGUACUAGUGGUAUUCAGACCCUUCAAUCUGCUCUCGCUACUACAUCUGUCUCUCACCACCAUCUUUUGACUGGACUUCGAUGUUCUUCGCCUUAAAUAUGCCUUUCGAUUCUGUAGCGUACAUAUACCGGUCUGUAAUAUCCAUGGACUUGAGAACACGGAUA
This is a messenger RNA of Marasmius oreades (fairy-ring Marasmius), 1938 nucleotides long. It is a transcript of the gene CSR2, whose product is annotated as Chitin synthase regulator 2. Gene Ontology annotation, molecular function: protein binding. NCBI's taxonomy places the organism in Eukaryota, Fungi, Basidiomycota, Agaricomycetes, Agaricales, Marasmiaceae. The record is from RefSeq and is a predicted model, not a curated record. Bases 135 to 1652 code for a protein of 505 amino acids. The transcript has 3 exons.